UGCUGAUCGUGGAUCGCUUCAGUCAGACAUAAUAAUUUGCGCAAAUGUCGACACCAGCCAACUUGCAGUUUGACGAUCAAGUGUUUGACUUUGCUUUUCAUCCGAACGAGGAUGUCAUUGCCGCCGGCCUUAUAACUGGCGACAUUCAUUGCUAUCGUUACGGCUUAGAAGAAAACGUAAAGCUUUGGUCCGAACGACCGGGUAAAAAGUCAAUUAGAGGGCUAGAAUACAACGCUGACGGAUCAGUAUUGUAUAGCAUAUCCAAGGACAAGUCUAUCACGGCUAUAGACGCAGCUGUAGGAACCACGAAAUUGAAACUUUCUGCUGCUCAUGAAAAUCCAUUGAAUUCGCUCCUUAUUCUCAAUAACAAUGUACUUGCGACCGGUGACGAUCAGGGUAUCAUCAAGCUAUGGGAUAAUCGAUCUCAAAAGUGUGUCAUGACAUAUGAGGAGCAUGAUGAUUUCAUUGCGGAUAUGACCUAUAAUAGCGACAAGAAAACGCUUAUUGCAGUAGGUGGUGACGGCUUCCUUUCUACAUGGGAUAUUCGGAAACCAGACGUUGUGGCCAUGUCGGAUUGUAUGGAUGAUGAGCUGUUAUCAGUGCAGUUGGUCAAGAAUGGAAAGAAAGCUAUUGUUGGAUCACAAGAUGGAGUUCUCAGUUUAUGGACCUGGGGUGAUUGGGGUGACUACACUGAUCGAAUUCUGGGCCAUCCUAAUUCAAUUGACACCAUCUGUAAACUUGACGAAGACACUAUUUGCACCGGUAGCAGUGAUGGUCUUAUACGAAUCGUCUCCAUUCUGCCCAACAAAUUUGAAGGCGUCAUUGGUGAUCAUGGAGAGGAAUUCCCAAUUGAACGUAUUCGACUAGCUGACAACAAGAAAUAUAUGGGUAGCUGCGCACACGAUAAUAGCAUUCACUUCUGGGACGUAGCUCAUCUUUUUGAAGAAGGAGGUGACGAUGAUGAAGAAGAGGAAGAAGUGACUGAAGACAAAGAUGAAGUGAACCUCUCUACAAAUGUUUCAGAAGAUACUGUCACCAAACCAGCAGAGGCUGAUUCCUCUGAGGAAGAAGAGGAAGAAGAUUCGGAUAGUAAUGUCGACAACAGUGACAACGAUGACAGUGAUAAUGAGAAAUCACGCCAACAGAAAAGAAAGAGAGGAAAGCAAAUAGAAGGUCGUAAUGCCAAAGCGUCACGCCAACAGGCAGCUUCGGCUUUCUUUGGAGAUUUAUAGAGCAUUUGUACAUCCUUAAUCACACCUUUUCAUUAUAUUUCCAAUUGAUUUGUUAGUCUAUCAUUUUUCAAGUUUAUUUUGAAUGCUCUGUUGUAGCUAAGCCUUUGCAGAAC
Umbelopsis ramanniana AG is the source of this 1345-nucleotide messenger RNA. RefSeq lists its product as uncharacterized. The transcript is spliced from 8 exons. The coding region runs from base 45 to 1232 and encodes 395 amino acids. Gene Ontology annotation, molecular function: protein binding. The record is from RefSeq and is a predicted model, not a curated record. NCBI's taxonomy places the organism in Eukaryota, Fungi, Mucoromycota, Umbelopsidomycetes, Umbelopsidales, Umbelopsidaceae.